AUGAGCCAUCUAUUCGUCAGAUUAUUGAAAGAUGAACAGGAACCCCAGAACACAACAAAAAUCGCAGCAGUUCCUAAGAAAGAUGUAAGAAUACUUUGCUUCGUUUUGGCUUACUCCAGGAGCAAUAUGGCGACACAUGUCAAACGCACUUGGGGAAAGCGCUGCGACAUUCUACUAUUCAUGAGCUCAGUGUCGAAUAAAGAACUACCUACGGUCAAGUUGCCUGUGGGUGAAGGGAGACACAAUCUGUUCAAAAAAGUUAGGGAAUCAUUCAAAUAUGUGUACGAGCAUCACAUAAAUGAUGCGGACUGGUUUGUGAAAGCUGACGAUGACACUUAUAUGAUUGUUGAGAAUUUGCGAUACUUGCUCCAUCCUUAUUCGCCAGAGAAGCCUCUUUAUUUUGGAAUGAGAAUUAGGAGCAUGCAUGGAUCUAAGAACUAUACGUAUAUGUCUGGAGGCGCUGGUUAUGUCCUUAGUCGUGAAGCUGUACGACGUUUGGUAAAAAAAGCAUUCCCUUAUCCCAGUAAGUGCAAGAAACAAGCUUACGAUGAAGAUGUGGAAAUGGGAAUCUGUCUGCAAAAUGUGAACGUUGUGUCUGGGGACUCCCGUGAUGAGAAAGGACUUGAGCGCUUCAAUGGACAUAACCCUAGAGGUUUACAUAGUGACAAAAUGUUUUCUCAUUGGAUUAUGUAUAGAAUAUAUUACAAGAAAAAAAAGAGCGAUCUUUGUUGUUCAAGUAACGCCAUAUCUUUUCAUUAUAUAACUUCGGGUCAAAUGUAUCUUUUUGACUAUCUCAUUUAUCGUUUCCAACUAUAUCGAGAUACAAAUUCCCCCAUUAAGCUGCAGAUAAAUCUAUAUCAUCAUCUAUGA
Molecule: messenger RNA, 870 nt
Organism: Scaptodrosophila lebanonensis
Lineage: Eukaryota; Metazoa; Arthropoda; Insecta; Diptera; Drosophilidae
Product: glycoprotein-N-acetylgalactosamine 3-beta-galactosyltransferase 1-like
Exons: 2
Coding region: 1-870 (289 amino acids)
Cellular component (GO): membrane
Molecular function (GO): N-acetylgalactosaminide beta-1,3-galactosyltransferase activity
Source: RefSeq, a predicted model, not a curated record